AUGCUGAAACAAAUUCGAAGGCUCGAAGCAUGUUCGAUAAAUGGUUCCUUGUUAAUUUUGGGUCGUGUGAUCCGUGAAUUAGCAGAUCCGGGCUAUAAAAAGGGUACGUACGUCCCGUACCGUGACUCUGGUCUAACAUAUUUGCUGAAAGAUUCACUCGGUGGCAAUGCUCGAACUGCAUUCAUCGUCACUGUCCAUCCGAACAAGAGAUUCGUUGAAGAGACAAUUUCGUCACUUCGUUUCGCACAGGAUGUCAAGAAGGUGAAGAAUGAAGCGGCCGUUAACGAAGACCUAUCCGGCGAGAAUGUGGACGCACUCAAGGCUGAAAUUAUCCGACUCAAAGACCAAUUAAGACAUCAGCCUGAGGUCAACGAAGAGGAUAUCGCUCGUCUAAAGGAUGAAAUAUCGUUGUGGGAAAAUAAAGCAAAAAGUUGGGAAGAAGUGGCACAUGAAAAAGAUACUGAAUUAAACCAAUGUAAAGGGCAGCUAAGUAUGCGUGAUUUCUCGAUACGCAUUUUCCACGAAAGCAGCGCUUCACAAGAAACGAAAGAUGCGAUUAAAAGAUGGCAGGCGGAAUUUGACGAAAUUGUCAAGGACUACAGAAAGGAGGAUUUGCGCUCUGAUUUGGAUGUUUAUCAAUGGAAAGAGAGGGCAUUGAAAGCGGAAGAGGAGAGUCAGAGAUUGCAGCAAAAGGUAGAGCGUUUGGAGGAAGAGAUUGAGCGCUACAAACGAGGGAACUCGCAGAUACGUAACCAGUUUGACGACGUUGAACGACGUCUGAGCAUAUUGACAUCACCUCCUGGAUCGCCAAUUGCCGUCACCAAAUUGGAUCGGAAGUCGAUGGCGCGUGCACGUCGUCAACGUCGUAUGACCAGGUUUACGCUCACUCCAAUCAGAUCUGUUCAGCGACCUCUCGUGGAUGUUUCGCCCGAUGAUUUGUCUAUCCGAGAUGACCUUUUCGAGCCGUCCGAAGAUGUCGAAAAUCAGUCUGUUAUCGAGGAUUUGACCGAUCAGUUACGUUCUGAGCAAACAGCUAACUUGAAGGCUGAUAUCUAUGCAAAUCAGCUCGAACAACAGCUGCAUGAUCGUGAUGAAAUAAUCAGACGGUAUGAAAGGGAAGAAAAUGAAAAGUUGAUUGCAUUCUCGACAAGAAUCGAGUCGUUGGAAGCUGAGAAGAGCACACUAACAACUGAGGUUGCACAUCUGCGAGAGCGAAUUGCGAAGCUUCAGCCGGAGAAUGAUCAGAUAUGCAGUGAAUUGAUCAAGAUNAAAGAGCGUAACGACGAAUUGGUGGACGAAAGAGACAAACUUUUAGCAAAGGAACGUGGAUUGAACAUGGAACUGAAACAUAAAAUCCGUGCCGUGUAUGAACGCGAUGAGCGUAUUCGGGAACUAACCAUUCAUCUCGAAGCUUCUGCGGCGUGCAAGGACGAUCUUGACAGAAAGAACGCAGAGUUAGAAGAAGGGAAAGUUGACAUCACACUGGAACUCGACGCUCUCAGACUUGAGAAACAACAGAUAAUGGUGACCUUUCAGCACGUUCUAUCUGAAUUGAAUUAUAAUGAUGCUGCCAAAACUCAGCAAGCUCUGAUCGAAUGCAGGAAACAGUUGUCUGAUUCGAAGGAACAGUGCAAAUUGUUGGAUGAAGAGUUGAAGCGAUCUACUGCGGCCAUUUUCGACAACGCUGAAGCUAUUCAACGAAAAGAUAACAAAAUUGAUGAGCUGGAAACACAGAUCUCAAGGCUAAGCGCGGAAAGGGACGAAGAAAGGAAGAUCACCGAGCGUCUCAUUGAAGAAGCAAACAAGAAAGUGGAAAAAGCAGAAAGGGAAUUCGCGGCGCUUUCAGAAGCAUUGAUGAACGUUGAUAUGGAUAUCGCACCAAGUAAGCGCAGACGCUCGACAUUUGGUGAUGCAAUUGGACGAUUGAACUGCAUUGGAGAUGGUAUCCACGUAAUGAAGGAACAGUUGGAGACUUUGGCCGAGGAACGUGACAAGCUUGUUGCGUAUAAGGAGACUGCCAGUCAGGAAAUAGUCAAGUUAAAGGAGGAGAAUGAAUCGCUUGCGCGGGAUGUGGACGCAGUGAUGAGAGACCCAAAAACAAAGCAUAAAAUCAAUGUUUUGUCGCGUUAUCGACAAAGGUGGUCGGAAUUGGAAGAUGAAAAACACAGACUUUUGGAGGAGAACGCAACCCUGCGUAGUAUGCUCCUCGGUGCUUCGAAUGCGUCGGCUUCAACAAGUUGUUCUGCUGCAAAAAACAACAAUAACUCAAGUCAGUGCGACAAGGAAGUACCAUGUGAAAAGGCAGCGACUAAUAGGAGAAGAAAGGACGAUGAGCAGAAAGAAAACGCUGAACCAAGGCAGCGAAGACGAAGGGUCGCCAAAACCAAAAACUAG
This is a messenger RNA of Anisakis simplex (herring worm), 2394 nucleotides long. Lineage: Eukaryota; Metazoa; Nematoda; Chromadorea; Rhabditida; Anisakidae. The record is from the annotation of a GenBank genome assembly.